CAUUGUGUAUUCUAGUUUUGUAAUUGAUCAAAACAGUACUCCAAAGUGUACAAUAAUAUAUGCAGUGCUCAUAUACACAUCAUAAACUUCAUCGUUUUAAUAAUAACAACAAAGAAAUUUUGUACAAUACAUAUUAAAGAAUACAAGCAUUCGCAUCACAGAUUACAGUGAAGAGAACUUCUGUUCAAUAUGGGGAAUGAACAAUCUUCAGAAAGUGAGAAGAGAAAAAGGGAUGCUAAUAUACAGGCUACUUUGCAAAAGACUUUAGAAAAGCAAAGGUUAAUGUAUGAACAGAGAUGCCAGGAAAUGCUGCAAACCCAAGCACAAGCUUUGCGAAAAGAAAAUUUAGGUUCAUCAAGUGGAAAAAUAACUGCUGGAACAUCCAGAGAUGGUCAAAAUAAUUUAUAUCCAAAUCUACAACCCAGCACUUCAAUAGAACUACCAUCUCCUAUUACAAACAGUACCUCAUCAUAUCAGAGGUACAAUAUUGCUAGCCAAAAAAAUGUCCUUGCAACAAAUACAGCAACUGUAUCAUCAGAAAAUUACGUCCAAAGGGCAAUACCUUCAGCUCCACCGAUCACUUUUAAUCAACCAAUGAAAGAAAACAGUGUUCAAAACUGUAAGGGACUUGGCACCGAACUUAAUUGUCCGAAGUGCGGCAAUAAAUUUGGCUUGAAGAUAUUUCAAUGUGGCAGUGGACACAGUUCUUGUAGGGAUUGUAAAAUAACUAGCGGCAUUUGCGGCGUGUUGAACUGCGGUAAAACAAUAACCGACAUGAGAAACAGAACCCUUGAAGCAUACAUGGCUGAUUUAAUGUUAGCUGCCAAGAAAACAAUUGCGAAAGAUCCUGAGCCGAUGGUAAAUCAACAGUGUGGUCAAUCUAACUUUAAACUCAAUUGUCCCAAUUAUCAUGAUGGAUGCAGCUUACAUUUUACCUCCAAUGAAAUUGAUAAACAUUUAAAAGAAUGCCCAUACAAUGAAAUGGUUUGCCCACUUCUGGCUUUAUUUGGACGGUGCUCCUGGCGAGGUAAAUUAAACCAACUGGACAGCCACUUCGCAGACUGUCAUCCUGAACAUCGUCACGCGCAAGUUGAUAAAGAAAUGUCGAUCGUGAACUCCAGAGAUGACAACAGAAUAUUUUAUCUAGUUUUAAUCGGCACAUUUUAUUUCUUUAUUCAUUUAAAAAUUGAUUCCAACUCUAAAAUGAUUUAUUUGGCCGCUCAACUUGUUGGCACAAAGGUAAGUGCUUCAAAAUGGUGCUACGAAUUCCAUAUUUACAAUAAGGCACAGCCAAGAAGAAAAUUCCAGUAUAUCGAUGUAUGCACAUCAAACACCAUUUCGAUUGACGAUAUCUUUUUGAAAAAGCAAUGCGCUGCAAUACCAUUUACUUACAUUGACACUUUUUUUAAUCAUAAUAAUUGUUUAAAUUAUAAAUUUUACAUAAAGAAACAAAUUAAGACUAUGAAUUCGUAAGAUGAAAAACUUUAAAAGCAAAUUUUCAUAACAUUAUACAGGUUUGAUCCAAAUAAAAAAAAUGUGAUUUCUUGCUUAAAAAAACUUUUAGUAAUA
Messenger RNA from Papilio machaon (common yellow swallowtail), 1569 nucleotides. Its product is annotated as E3 ubiquitin-protein ligase sina. Gene Ontology annotation, molecular function: zinc ion binding; ubiquitin conjugating enzyme binding; ubiquitin protein ligase activity. Gene Ontology annotation, cellular component: cytoplasm. The transcript is spliced from 7 exons. Gene Ontology annotation, biological process: multicellular organism development; proteasome-mediated ubiquitin-dependent protein catabolic process. The record is from RefSeq and is a predicted model, not a curated record. NCBI's taxonomy places the organism in Eukaryota, Metazoa, Arthropoda, Insecta, Lepidoptera, Papilionidae. The coding region runs from base 190 to 1473 and encodes 427 amino acids.